Messenger RNA from Ciona intestinalis (vase tunicate), 1417 nucleotides. Its product is annotated as N6-Methyl-AMP deaminase-like. Gene Ontology annotation, biological process: inosine biosynthetic process; adenosine catabolic process. NCBI's taxonomy places the organism in Eukaryota, Metazoa, Chordata, Ascidiacea, Phlebobranchia, Cionidae. The record is from RefSeq and is a predicted model, not a curated record. Gene Ontology annotation, molecular function: adenosine deaminase activity.
AAUACUGGGCGUUGUAGCGAUAGGCCUUCUGUAUAUAAUAAUUUUCAUUAGCUAAAUGGUGCUAAUAGGUCAGGAUACUGAAACAAGCCAUAUUAUUCAGAAUGCAAAGCGGAAUCACACAAGAAUUUUGCCAACAAAUACCAAAAGUAGAACUUCAUGCACAUUUAAAUGGAUCACUUAGCAAUAAAACUAUCAAGAAACUUCUUGAUAGAAGACGUGACUUAAAAAUAUCGACAGCUGCAUUUGAAAAGGGUGAACAACGCACCAUGGGUGAUUGUUUUGAAAUGUUUAAAGUUAUUCAUUCAUUGGUGGAUAGCACAGAGGUCAUUUAUGAGGUCACAAAGGAUGUAAUUGAAGAGUUUUCAGCGGAUGGAGUUAAGUAUUUGGAAUUGCGAAGCACUCCAAAAGGUUUGGUAGAAAGUGGAAUGGAUAAAAGGAGAUACAUGGAUGCGGUGGUGGGAGCUAUAAGGGAUUAUAAGCAUGAUAAUGAUGAUGUAAUUGAUGUUAAGUUUCUACCAUCUAUUGAUAGAGGAAGAAGCAUUAAAGAUGCACAAGAGAAUUUAAAACUUGCGGAAGAAUAUUCUAUUUCGUGCGAGGAUAUUGUAACAGGUAUCGACUUCAGUGGAAAUCCUUACACCACUGAUGCUGCGAAGUUUAUGCCUGUUUUGCAAGGUGCACAAAGGGUAGGGUUGAAGUCAGCUGUUCAUCUUUCCGAAGUAAAAGACAGAUCAGAUGAAACUCGAAUGUUUUUAUCAGUUCCUCCAGAUCGCAUCGGACACGGGACCUUCCUAACUGAUGAAGAAGAUGUUAAAUCUUCCGUGCUAGAAUCCAGGAUCCCAAUUGAAGUUUGCGUUUCAUCCAAUAUAGCUUCCAAUACCUCACCCCCUGAGCAUAUAAAGCAUCACUCUGUGUGGUGGAUGGGUCAAGAACACCCAUGUGUUGUUUGCACUGAUGAUAAAGGGGUUUUCUCCACUGGUUUAUCAAGCGAAUAUUUUAUAAUAGCGAAUGCAUUAUCGCUAUCUGAAGAACAAACUUUAAAAUUAUCUGAAUCUGCGAUAGAUUUUAUAUUUGCCGAUGAAAAUAUGAAAGCAAAACUAAAACAAAUAUGGAAAGAGUCUAAAAAAGCUUUGUUUUAAGGGUUUUAAAAAACUGAGGUUUUGGUAUAAAAUUUAGUGUAGAUUUUGUCAAUUACAGCGUUUUAUUUGCCAAACGGUUGGUUUAAAAAAUUCUUUGUUAGUUUUAUAUGAAAAGUUAAGUUUUUUUAUACGUUUAUAAAUCAUGCAAUCAUACCUGGUAAGUCAACAUUUCCAGAAUAAUUGUUGCAGCAGUUUAUUACUUUUUAUAUUUUAUACCAAUUUAGUAUUUAAACAAUUUCAUUCAUUUAAUUUUAUAUUUUCCUCCAAAUUUUUCUUUCAGA